Jaminaea rosea is the source of this 321-nucleotide messenger RNA. RefSeq names its product 60s ribosomal protein l34-b. NCBI's taxonomy places the organism in Eukaryota, Fungi, Basidiomycota, Exobasidiomycetes, Microstromatales. Gene Ontology annotation, biological process: translation. The transcript has a single exon. Gene Ontology annotation, molecular function: structural constituent of ribosome. The record is from RefSeq and is a predicted model, not a curated record. The annotation marks the transcript as partial. Gene Ontology annotation, cellular component: ribosome.
AUGGCCCAACGCGUCACCCUCCGUCGUCGCAACCCGUACAACACCAAGUCGAACCGUCGUCGUGUUGUCAAGACGCCCGGUGGCAAGCUCCGUUACCUUCACAUCAAGAAGUUGCCUACCGCCCCCAAGUGCGGUGACUGCCACAUCGCCCUCCCCGGCGUCAAGGCUCUCCGCCCCAGGGAGUACGCUACCGUCUCAAAGAGGGAGAAGUCCGUCCAGAGGGCUUACGGUGGAUCUCGUUGUGGACAAUGCCUCAGGACCCGCAUCAUCAGGGCUUUCCUCGUUGAGGAGGCCAAGAUCGUCAAGCAGGUCAUGAAGGCU